Molecule: messenger RNA, 933 nt
Organism: Ochotona curzoniae (black-lipped pika)
Lineage: Eukaryota; Metazoa; Chordata; Mammalia; Lagomorpha; Ochotonidae
Product: olfactory receptor 2Y1-like
Exons: 1
Coding region: 1-933 (310 amino acids)
Biological process (GO): G protein-coupled receptor signaling pathway
Cellular component (GO): membrane
Molecular function (GO): olfactory receptor activity; G protein-coupled receptor activity
Source: RefSeq, a predicted model, not a curated record
AUGAGACAUGGUAACACCAGUUUCAUAGAAGACUUUGUUUUGGUGGGCUUCUCAGAUUGGCCACAACUGGAAGUUUUCCUUUUAGUCUUUAUUUCAAUUUUCUAUUCGCUUACACUCUUGGGCAACAUCACCAUCAUCACGCUGUACCAACUGGAUCUUCGCCUGCACAAGCCCAUGUACUUCUUCCUCUGUCACCUCUCAUUUGUGGACCUCUGCUACACCACCACUACCGUGCCCCAACUUCUGGUCAAUCUUCAGGGACAUGACCGGACCAUUACCUAUGGAGGAUGUGUGGCCCAGCUCUUCAUCUUCCUCACUCUGGCGUCCACUGAGUGUGUCCUCCUUGUGAUGAUGGCUUUUGACCGCUAUGCGGCUGUCUGUCGUCCACUCCACUACACAAACAUUAUGCACCCUUUUCUCUGCCACACAAUGGCUCUGUCCUCCUGGGCAGUGGGCUUUGUGAAUUCUCUGAUUCAAACAGGUCUCAUGAUGGCCAUGCCUCUCUGCAGCCAUACACUGAACCACUUCUUCUGUGAGAUGCCGGCAUUCUUAAAGCUAGCUUGUGAAGACAUAGAAGGAACAGAAGUCAAGAUGUUUUUGUUUCGAAUCAUAAUCCUGAUUGUUCCUGCAGCAUUAAUUCUCAUCUCCUAUGUACACAUUGCUCAGGCAGUGCUUAGAGUCAAGUCAAUGGCCGGACGUAGAAAAGCCUUUGGUACUUGUGGAUCCCACCUUCUCGUGGUCUCCCUCUUUUAUGGUUCAGGUAUCUACACAUACCUCCAACCCAAACACCAUUACUCAGAGAGUAAGGGGAAAUUUGUUGCUCUCUUCUACACUAUAAUUGCUCCCAUUCUCAAUCCUCUAAUUUAUACUUUAAGGAACAAGGAUAUAAGUGGGGCUUUCUGGAAGGUGAUAGGGAGAGGUAGAAACUCAUGA